Molecule: messenger RNA, 1356 nt
Organism: Neohortaea acidophila
Lineage: Eukaryota; Fungi; Ascomycota; Dothideomycetes; Mycosphaerellales; Teratosphaeriaceae
Exons: 3
Coding region: 1-1356 (451 amino acids)
Cellular component (GO): intracellular anatomical structure
Molecular function (GO): NADPH dehydrogenase activity; FMN binding; NADP binding
Source: RefSeq, a predicted model, not a curated record
AUGGCGAGUACAUUCAACAGCCCGGCGCCCGGCGUCCCGUUCUUCACACCUCUUCACCAUAACUCCCCUGGAACACCGGUCAAGCUCACGGCCGAAACGCCGACGUUGUUCACGCCUCUCAAGAUCAGAGGCGCCACUCUCCGCAACCGCAUCGUCGUGGCCCCAAUGUGCCAAUACAGCGCCUCACACUCCGGUCCUGACGUAGGAGCCUUCACGCCGUACCACAUCACGACACUAGGCCAUUAUGCUCUCAAGGGAGCCAGCUUGGUGUUCACCGAAGCGACUGGCGUUCAACCAAACGGGAGAAUCAGCGCGAAUUGCCCGGGCUUGUGGCAAGAUGACCAGAUUCCCGGUCUCAAGGCCGUCUGCGAUAUGGUCCGGAGCCAAGGCGCGUUGUGUGGGAUUCAAUUGGCGCACGCCGGACGCAAAAGUAGCACUGUUCCUCCUUAUAUCGCCGCUCAGUUUCGCAAGGGAAGCGUCAGGGCGACAAAGGAUGUUGGUGGAUGGCCAGAUAACGUGGUAUCAGCAAUGGGCGGCGAAGACUACACCUGGGAUGGCAAACGCAGCGACGACCCUUCUGGUGGCUUCUACGCUCCUCGUGCACUCUCCACUCAGGAGAUCCAUGACAUGGUCAAUGACUGGGCGUCAGCCGCCGCUCGCGCAGUGAAAGCAGGCAUCGAUGUCAUUGAGAUACAUGCCGCUCACGGUUAUCUUCUCCAUCAGUUCUUGUCUCCGCUUACGAACCGACGGACAGACGCAUAUGGUGGCUCCUUCGAAAACCGUACUCGGCUCCUGAUCGAGAUCGUCAAGGCCGUACGUGCCGCAAUUCCAAAGACAAUGCCUCUGUUCUUGCGACUCAGCUCAACUGAAUGGAUGGAGGAAUCUGACCUCGGGAAGAAACUUGGAAGCUGGGAUGUCGAGAGCACAAUCCGUGUUGCCAAAAUUGUGUCUGAUCUCGGGGUCGACCUGCUGGAUGUUUCCAGCGGGGGUAAUCAUCCCUCGCAAAGAAUCAAUAUGUUUGAUUCAAAGGACUAUCAGGUCAAAAUUGCUGCUCAAAUUCGACGCGAACUCCGAGCGGAAGGCAAGAAGAUGCUCAUUGGCGCUGUUGGACUCAUUACGGAGGCCGACCAGGCUCGAGACAUCGUGCAACAAGAUCCGAAUCUCGAUGAGGAGGCAAAUACGGCCAGAGAAAUGACCGACGAUGCUAGCGGCAGCAAAGAGCCCAUGGCGGACUGCAUACUCGUUGCGAGGCAGUUCAUGAGGGAACCGGAGUGGGUACUCAAGGUUGCGUGGAGGCUCAAGGUUGAUGUGGCUUGGCCUCUUCAGUUCAAUCGAGUCCGAUUCCCGAAGUUAUGA